UCAACCAUAUAAUUCACCUUUAGUUUUAGAUAUUACAAAAUAGAGAUGUCAUGGAUUAGCCCCGAAUCAAAUUACAAGCAAAACCAAAAUAUGAAAAGAUCUAGCUGAACCAAAUAUGUUGUUAACUUUUACUAAUCCUUCCAAAAAAACUAAUCCAAAUUUUUACUAGUUUACAACCCAACCCAACCUAAUAAACAGUUCUGUUAUGGUUAUGGUUAGUGAAAACGGUUUAUCAUGAAGUCAAAGGCAUAACUAACAACACCAAACAUGUCUGUUUCUGUUUCUGUUACCGUUCCCUCUGUCGUGGGCCCCUUUCUUUCCCAAUCCCGCCGGCGGUUGCGGCGAUCGACGACUGCCCUCCGAUCCGAUACGGUGUCCGUUGGCCCAGCCAGAUUAUUGAGGAAACUAAAACAAGAGUGUGGCACUCCUCUGCCCCUUCUUCAGUAUGUGGCCGAUACCAUGUCCUCUGAAAUGCGGGCCGGGCUUGCCUCCUAUGAUGGGCCUGGGCUUCCCAUGACCCAUUAUGUCCACACUCUUCCUACUGGGAAUGAGAAAGGAUUGUUUUAUGCUUUAGACCUUGGUGGAACCAACUUUCGUGUGUUGAGAGUGCAAUUAGGUGGCAAACAUGAACGUGUCAUUGCCACUCAAUUUGACCAAGUUUCUAUACCUCAUGAUCUCAUGUUUUCUACAUCCGAGGAGCUGUUUGACUUCAUUGCUUUGGGGCUAGCAAAAUUUGCUUCCAAGGAGGAUGAUAGAUUUCAUUUCCCCCAAGGACAAGGAAGAAAGAGAGAGAUUGGGUUCACAUUUUCAUUUCCUGUGAAACAAACUUCUAUUGAUUCUGGCAUACUAAUUAAGUGGACCAAGGGUUUUGCUGUCUCUGGAACUGUAGGAAGAGAUGUGGUUGCUUGUUUAAAUGAGGCUAUGGAAAGGCAAGGAUUAGAUAUGCGAGUUUCGGCUCUGGUUAAUGAUACCGUUGGAACACUAGCUGGAGCGGAAUACUGGGACAAUGAUGUUAUGGUUGCUGUUAUUUUGGGUACUGGAACCAAUGCUUGCUAUGUUGAGCAGAUAAGUGCAAUUCCAAAAUUACAAGGCCACGUCUCGUCUUCUGGUAAAAUGAUCAUUAGUACUGAGUGGGGGUCUUUUUCAAAUGGUCUCCCUUUAACUGUUUUUGAUAGAGAAAUGGAUGCUGCUAGCAUCAAUCCUGGUCAACAGAUCUUUGAGAAGACAAUCUCAGGAAUGUAUCUAGGUGAAAUUGUGAGAAGAGUGCUAGUCAAUAUGGCUGAAGAGGGUGAUUUGUUUGGAAAAUCUGUCCCUCAAAAACUGUCUACGCCUUUCAUACUCGGGACCCCAGAUCUAAGUGCCAUGCAGCAGGAUAGUUCUGAUGAUUUACAAGCCGUUGGUACCCUCCUCUAUGAUAAAGCAGGGGUUGAAUCCAAUCUAUGUGAAAGAAAAACAGUUCUAGAAGUUUGUGACACAAUUGUAAAGCGAGGCGGAAGCUUAGCUGGUGCAGGAAUUGUUGGGAUUCUGCAAAAAAUGGAAGAGGAUUCAAAAGGUCUUAUCUUUGGAAAGAGAACUGUUGUUGCAAUUGAUGGGGGUUUGUAUGAAAAUUAUCCACAAUAUAGGACUUACUUGCAAGAUUCAGUCAAAGAGAUAUUAGGAACUGAAAAGUCAAACAAUGUGGUAAUAGAACAUUCAAAAGAUGGUUCUGGCAUUGGUGGUGCUUUAUUGGCAGCUUCAAAUUCCAUGUACAAGCAAGAUUGAACAUGUAGUUCAAGUAGUAUUUAAAUCUUGGAACCUUUUGAUGAGGCAUGGAGUAAGAUAUUUGAAAUGAAAAAAGAAUACAUGGCCCAAUUACAAUUAGUCGGAAAUGGAGAUCUCGAAAUCUUCUUGUUUUUAAAUCAAAAGAAUUUGAGUUGCAUACACAUCAAGAUUCUAUCGUGGUAGUGGCUGAAAGUUUAACUUCGCCGAUUCUUAAAAAAAUAUUUUGCUUCUUAAAAAAAUAAAAAUAGUUCUGACUUAUGAAUGUGUUUUUACUUAAAUUAAGUUAAUGGUUGUUGUUCACCUGUAAAAAGAUUCAUACACCAGAAUGGUAUUGAAACAAAUUAGAUGUUAUGCAUUAAUUUUA
Molecule: messenger RNA, 2125 nt
Organism: Cicer arietinum (chickpea)
Lineage: Eukaryota; Viridiplantae; Streptophyta; Magnoliopsida; Fabales; Fabaceae
Product: hexokinase-2, chloroplastic
Biological process (GO): glycolytic process; glucose 6-phosphate metabolic process; glucose metabolic process
Cellular component (GO): cytosol; mitochondrion
Molecular function (GO): glucokinase activity; D-glucose binding; ATP binding
Source: RefSeq, a predicted model, not a curated record